UAUAUCCUUAAAACAUUAAAACAUUCCAUGCAGUAAUUUUUUUUUUAAAUUCCCAAAAAUCACCUUUUUUCCGGCGGUCACACUAGUGGUCCUCUUUAAAGGUUAACUUAUCUAUGCAGCGUAGAAAACUUUCUUAGUUGCCACAAAUAUUUUUCAAAUCUAUUAUUUCAUCCAUAAGAUAUUUAUGUACGUGCUAAUUUAUAACCUCUUUUAAAAUACUGAGAAAUCAUUUAUCAGACUACAAGAGACAUGGGCAGAUAUUGAAAAAAAAACCAUGAUAAGGUUAAAAUAGAACAUAAAUUGAUGGGGAUCCCCAUUUUAUAGAAAUUUAAACAACAGAUAAUUAUUAUAAUUUUGAAAUAAUUACCCAUCUAUUUCUCAAUCCAUGUUUUUCCUUGUUUACGUUACAUGACGAAAUCGAUAAGAUAAAAAAGUGACUGUUAUUUUUUUCAUCUAAUUUGUUAGUUAUUGUGAUCGCUCGAAGUAAACAUGUUUGUUUUUAUAUUUUUCCUGCUGCUAACAAUUAUAACUGCAGACAAAGGUUGUCAAGGUUAUAAGAGAUAUGCGUGUGGGCCUCAUGAGUCAGUGGAUCUUUGUGGCCAUUCAUGUGAACCUUCUUGUGACCAAAGGGAUUUUUCUGCGGUAAUCUGUUUACAAUGUACUAGUCAAACAGAAGGUUGUCGUUGCAACGAAGGGUAUUUGAGAUACAAAGGACGGUGUAUCCUACCUAAAGAUUGUCCACCUAAACCUCCAACCAAACCAACAGAACCAACUAAACCAGUCCAUUGCGCCUAUAGAGAGAUUUAUGCGGCAUGUGGAAAAACUUGCGAAGGCAAUUGCACUCAUCCUUAUGAACCAGAAAUAUGUUCCCGAAUUAGAUGUGGAACACAGGAUUGUCGAUGUGAUUUAUCUAAAGGAAUGGUAAGAUAUAAAGGACAUUGUAUUCACAAGAGUCAAUGUCCUAGAAAAUGUUGUUAA
Microplitis demolitor is the source of this 978-nucleotide messenger RNA. RefSeq names its product serine protease inhibitor swm-1. The record is from RefSeq and is a predicted model, not a curated record. The transcript has 4 exons. Lineage: Eukaryota; Metazoa; Arthropoda; Insecta; Hymenoptera; Braconidae. The coding region runs from base 490 to 978 and encodes 162 amino acids.